AGUUAUUCAUGCACUGAGUCAAAGAGGGUGGAGACUUGCAGCAGUGUACCACUCAUUGCACUCUCGUCAGUUUACUUUUCCUCUUUCUCUCCCUUUCUCUCUUUUCCUGGCUGCCCCGCUGUGCUGAUGCUGCUCUAGUCUGCCUGCUCUGCCGCCUGCUGACCGCCUGCCAGCCCUUCUCUUCCGUACUGCCACUACAGAGAACUUCACAACCACACCUGGCCUGAGAUUAAGUGAGAAAUUCAUCUGAGCCUGAUAUUUGGGCUCUCGUAAUCAAGUGACAAACAUGCUUCAGGGUAUCCAGGACUUGGGCUCACAAGCCAUGGAUCUCUACAACCAUCUUGUAGCUGGAGUCGAUCCACGGAUUAAAUCACAUCUUCUCAUGCAGAGUCCAGUUCCCAUGACGAUAAUUUUGCUGUGCUACCUGUUCUUUGUACUGUACCUGGGACCUCGCAUUAUGGCAAACCGGAAGCCUUUUCAACUCAAAGAAGCCAUGAUAGUCUAUAACUUCAUACUUGUGGGCCUCUCAAUAUAUAUUGUGUAUGAGUUCAUGAUGUCUGGUUGGGCUACAACUUAUACAUGGAGAUGUGAUGCAAUUGAUACCUCCAACAGCCCUCAAGCACUAAGGAUGGUCGAUGUAGCAUGGCUUUUCUGGUUUUCCAAGAUUAUUGAGCUCAUUGACACUAUCUUCUUUGUGCUGAGGAAAAAGCAGGGACAGAUUACUUUCCUCCACAUAUUCCACCACUCUUUCAUGCCCUGGACCUGGUGGUGGGGUGUGGGUUAUGCUCCUGGGGGAAUGGGAUCUUUCCAUGCCAUGGUCAACUCUUGCGUGCACAUUAUCAUGUAUUUCUACUAUGGGCUGGCUGCUGCUGGACCUCGCUUCCAGAAGUUUCUAUGGUGGAAGAAGUACAUGACUGCUAUUCAGCUGACUCAGUUUGUGCUGGUCUCACUCCACGCCACACAGUGGUACUUCAUGGACAGCUGUAACUACCAGUUCCCCAUCAUUAUCCACCUCAUCUGGAUGUAUGGCACCUUCUUCUUUGUGCUUUUCUCCAACUUCUGGAUCCAGGCUUAUGUAAAGGGUAAGCGCCUGCCCAAACAAGCCAUUAUGGCACAGAAUGGCACAUCACAUCACGCCAACGGCAGACACCACGAAAACGGCACAAAACACUAUGGAAACGGUACCAGCAAUGGCAACGUUUUGAUCCAUGAAAAUGGCACCAGCAACGGCUCUGCUCAUUAUGAGAAUGGCUCUGCUCCCAUGGGCAAAAUGAAGAAGGCAUAGGAUCACUGGACAGAAACUUCCAAAACAAAUGACUACAAGAACCUGACAAAAAAAAGGAUCCCAAAGAAUAUUUUGGCAAUGUUUCUGUUAAUUUUAAAUGUUAAAACGUGGGGAAAUGAUGUGGUCGAUGACUUCCACAGUUGGGGUCCCACAUGUGGUUGGGCUGUGUUUUAGUCAGAGAAACCACACAAGGAACACGAUAAAUGAAGAGAAGAUGUUUUUAUUUAAUAUUUUCUUCACUGAUGUUGAAACAGCCCUUAGUUCAGUCCUACACUGGUGGUCUUAUACUUUCACUACUUAUCCCCUCAUGUCUUCCUGACCCCCUGUGGACAGAUGACUGUACAGUUUAUAUAAAACUUGAAAAUACCUUUUUUGUAAAUACUUUUAAGCAAGCAAAAAGACUAAUCGUGUUGGUAUGCUUUUCUGAAUGUUGUAUAUUUAAUUAAAAUGGCAAUAAAUUCAAUUUUUCAUAA
Messenger RNA from Periophthalmus magnuspinnatus, 1758 nucleotides. It is a transcript of the gene elovl1b, whose product is annotated as ELOVL fatty acid elongase 1b. Gene Ontology annotation, cellular component: endoplasmic reticulum; endoplasmic reticulum membrane. The coding region runs from base 287 to 1285 and encodes 332 amino acids. Gene Ontology annotation, biological process: fatty acid elongation, polyunsaturated fatty acid; very long-chain fatty acid biosynthetic process; fatty acid elongation, saturated fatty acid. NCBI's taxonomy places the organism in Eukaryota, Metazoa, Chordata, Actinopteri, Gobiiformes, Gobiidae. The transcript has 8 exons. The record is from RefSeq and is a predicted model, not a curated record. Gene Ontology annotation, molecular function: fatty acid elongase activity.